This is a messenger RNA of Brassica rapa (field mustard), 864 nucleotides long. RefSeq names its product guanine nucleotide-binding protein subunit gamma 3. Lineage: Eukaryota; Viridiplantae; Streptophyta; Magnoliopsida; Brassicales; Brassicaceae. The record is from RefSeq and is a predicted model, not a curated record.
AGAGAGGAUCAUCUCUAGCGACAAUGGCUUCUACUUCAGGCAGUGUCGGGGGAGAAGUAACUGGUGUACCGCCGCUUGCUAAGUCAGCUCUACCGCCGCCUCGUCCGAAGUCUCCGCCGGAGUAUCCAGAUUUGUACGGGAAACGCAGAGAGGCGGCCAGAGUUCAGAUGCUAGAGAGAGAGAUUGGUUAUCUCGAGGGAGAAAUUAAAUUCAUCGAAGGCGUACAACCAGCUUCUAGAUGCUGCAAAGAGGUCUCUGAUUUUGUCGUUGCAAAUUCUGAUCCAUUGAUCCCUGCACAACGAAAGAGUCGAAGACACUGCCGGUUCUGGAAGUGGCUCUGUAGCUGUGUUCCGUGUUUGAGCCUAGCGAGUUUCUGCUGCUGCUGCCAAUCCGAAUGUUCGUGCCAUCUAAGGAAGCCCAAGUGCUGCAACUGCACAAGUUGCAGCUGCAUUGGGUCCAAAUGCUGUGACGGGUCAUGCUGCUCAAAUAUCUGUUGUUGCCCGAAACCGAGCUGCCCGAGCUGUUCAUGCUUCCGAGGUUGCUGUUGUUCUUGUCCGGACUUGUCAUGCUGCAUACCCACCUGUUUCCGCAGUUGCUCUCGACCGUCGUGUCUCAACAAGAAGAAGAGCUCAUGUUGCAGCUGCAACUGCAAGAUCAGAUGGUCAUCUUGUUUUAGAUGUCCCAAGGUACGCCUUUGUUGUUGUUUUUGCAAUUGUAAAAAUCUAUGUUCUAAUCCUUGUUGUUUAACUUUCUAAACUUUAAUUAUUAUUAUUGUUAUCAUUGCUAUAGCUAUAUUCUCAUAUAAGUCAUAUUUUUUUUCAUUUUUUCUUUUAUCUGUUAAAAGGGAGGAACUCUUUCUUAAUU